This is a messenger RNA of Aspergillus ochraceoroseus IBT 24754, 423 nucleotides long. RefSeq lists its product as uncharacterized. The transcript has 3 exons. Bases 1 to 423 code for a protein of 140 amino acids. The record is from RefSeq and is a predicted model, not a curated record. NCBI's taxonomy places the organism in Eukaryota, Fungi, Ascomycota, Eurotiomycetes, Eurotiales, Aspergillaceae.
AUGCGCACUCUUAUCCCGGGGGUUGAGCCAGUCAAGCGGGACCACGAGUGGCACGAUUCAGCGAUGCAGGAUCAAGCAAGGAGUGUGAUUUGCGUUCUAAUACCGGAUAUGACAGGAAGUGAAGCAGAGGCGGGAGGCCCCUAUGUCCGAGCAGAACAUACAGAAACUACUUACAUGGGUUUGACUGGAAAUGACAUGCGGGUUGGAACGGCCGUGACGUUUAUGCAAACAAAACCCGAACACACUGAGUUGUCGCGCGCCUCGGGAUUCGACGGAGUCGACGGAGACCUUCCGCAAGAUAAUCCGUUGGGCCGCAUGGGAAGAGAAAAUCAAGUGAACAAGAACCGCAAACACGAAAACAUGCCCAAGUCUAUAGUUGGACGCCGGAUAAAACCACACACUAUCCCAUCGGUCCACCCAUAA